CAACGUGUUAUUGACUAUUUGAUUCAACACAUACGUUUCCAUCACUGAACCCAAAGCAACAACAAAAAAAAAACAUAAAGAUAGAAAAGGAAACUUCUAUUAUUAAGUUUAGUUGUAUAGAUCUAGAAACCAUGGGGAAUCAUUCAAGUUUACUUUCCAAACAUAAUGCAAAGGUGGAAACAAGUAAAACUAUUGACAAGAAAAUUCAUCGAGAUCAUAAGCGUAUGAAAAAAGAAAUCAAGAUCUUGCUCUUAGGUGCUGGCGAAUCAGGAAAAUCCACAGUUCUCAAACAAAUGCGAUUAAUCCAUGCUGCAGGAUUUCGUGAACAAGAAAGAUUACAAUAUCGAUCCAUUAUCUAUGAAAACAUCUAUUCAUCUAUGCAAAUGAUGAUCUUGGCUUUGAAAACGUCUUCCAAUGUAUUGGAUGAUCCUACCUUAGAGGUCUACUUGCCUUUAUUUGAAAAUAAUCUUGAUCUUCAUCAUCAUCCUUUUCCUUUGGAAUAUUUAGAACCUUUACAAGCUCUCUGGUUAGAUGGUGGUUUACAACGAGCUUAUCAUCAAAGUACUACUAUGGCCUUUCAAGAUAAUUUACCUUACUUUUUUCAAAAAUUACAAGUGCUUUGGGAUCGAGAUUACGUUCCCUCAGAUCAAGAUAUUAUUCGAUCAAGAGUAAAAACAACCGGCAUCACAGGUAUCAAGUUUUCUAUUGGUCCUUUUAUGUAUCAUCUUAUUGAUGUUGGUGGUCAACGUAGUGAACGUAAGAAAUGGCUACAUUACUUUGAAAAUGUUACUGCUGUUCUGUUUGUAGUAGCUAUUAGUGGAUAUGAUCAAGUAUUGAUUGAAGAUCAAGAUUCCAAUCAGAUGCAUGAAGCCUUGAUGUUGUUCAAUACCAUUUGCAACUCUUCUUGGUUUACUACAACAAGUAUGAUUAUUUUAUUGAACAAGAUUGACGUAUUCAAAAGAAAGAUCCUGAUAUCUCCAGUGUCUCACUACUUUGUGGAUUAUACUGGGUCGGAUGACAAUCUAGAACAAACAAAGGCCUAUUUCAAGAAACGCUUCGAACGAUUAAAUCAAAACUCCAAAAAACGAAUUUAUACUCAUUUUACCGAUGCCACCGAUGCCUUUUUACUUCAACAAGUUAUGAUGGCUGUAUCUGAUAUUAUCCUUAGUGAACAUGUCAAUGAUUUUAUUUUGUAGUUUUUGUUUUUUUAGUGAUUAUUCCCCUCAGCUUCUUUUAUCUCCCUUGAUAUCUUUCCUUUAUUCCCUUACACGUAGUAACUCUUUUAACAUUAUUAAUCCAUUCAUCUUUUUUAUGCCACUCCAUCUACUUUAUUUAUUGUUUUCUUUUUCGAGUGCUGGUACUCUUCACACCCCUA
Messenger RNA from Halteromyces radiatus, 1375 nucleotides. RefSeq names its product guanine nucleotide binding protein, alpha. The coding region runs from base 132 to 1196 and encodes 354 amino acids. The record is from RefSeq and is a predicted model, not a curated record. Gene Ontology annotation, biological process: G protein-coupled receptor signaling pathway. Gene Ontology annotation, molecular function: G protein-coupled receptor binding; G-protein beta/gamma-subunit complex binding; GTPase activity. The transcript has 9 exons. Lineage: Eukaryota; Fungi; Mucoromycota; Mucoromycetes; Mucorales; Cunninghamellaceae. Gene Ontology annotation, cellular component: heterotrimeric G-protein complex.